GAACCCGGAGCGCGGAUUGGCGGGCGGGAGGGAGGCCCGCGUGGCCGCGACCAAUGAGAGGCGGCGGGGCGGGGCCGCGCGCGCCGGGCGCUGAGGAGGUGUCGCAGCGGCCGCGGGCGCCGGCCGCGGAGCCAGCCUGCUGCCGGCCGCUCUGCUGCCCAGCCCUGCGUGUCCGCCGCCGAGGCUCCUGUCCCGGCCCUCGGCGCAGCCGUGCGGGGCAGCUCAGCCCGGGGCUCAGCAGCGGCUGCGGGAGAUGCGGCCUCCGCCGUGACUUGUGCCCUGGCCACGGCCUGCGGGGGAAGAGCCGAGGAGAGCGGCAGCUGCGUGGUGGGACAGGUUGUGGAGCGUCCCUGUAACGCUCUCUAGGGUCUGCGUGAUUCGUCUUUUCCUCCAUCUCUUGAAGAAAUCCACGACUUUUUGACGGUGCUGUAGCAAAAAGCUGACGGGAACUUCAUGUGUGCGGACUCAAACUGGCCUCUUUGUCUCCCUCUUUCCCCUCCCCACCCGAAAUCGAGGCACUUUGGCAUGGCAGGGGAAAGAGCCAUGUGUGACGGUGACACUUAGCACCAUGCUGGCUCUGGGUGCGUCCCGCCCGGCUGCUUCUUGUGUGGAGUGGUCAGGAGUUUGUCAAGAAGCACUUUCUUUUGCCUCCGUGCUGUCCUGCGAGCCCUGCACUGACAAGAGUCAGGAGCCCACACCUGACCUUUUGAAUUUAUAUUUUGCAUCUUGAGUCUGGCAUCCUGUGCCGCUUUUCGAAAGCAAAUAACUAGAUCCUUUUGUGAACUGUGGUCUCUAGAGAUGGGCACCCGUACCUUUAUAUUCUUAUGUCUAGAAGACACCCCUGAUGGAAGACUUUCUAGGGACACUUUUUGACAUCAGCAUUUUACAAGUGGAACUGAAAAAGGCAUUAUUUAAAGUUCUUGGGGCAGGAGGCUCUGAAGGGGCAGGAUGGCUGUGAGCAUGGAUGAUGAUGUCCCACUCAUCCUCACCCUGGAUGACAGCGGCAGCGGCGCCUCAGCCCCUCUAGAUGACCUGGAUCGGGAGGAGCUGCCUAACGAAAAUGGAGGUAGCUAUGACGUUAUUAACGACGCAUCCAGCCCUGCUGCGGGGGACGGCUGCGCGCAGCAAAGCUCUGCCCGGCACAACUGGGAGAUGAACUACCAGGAGGCAGCGAUCUACCUCCAGGAAGGAGAAAAUAACGACAAGUUCUUCACUCACCCCAAAAAUGCCAAAGCACUCGCUGCCUACCUCUUUGCACACAAUCACCUGUUCUACCUGAUGGAGCUGAGCACGGCGCUGCUUCUCCUGUUGCUGUCUCUCUGCGAGGCGCCAGCUGUUCCCAUGCUCCGUCUUGGCAUCUUUGUCCACGCAACCCUGGAGCUGUUUGCGUUAAUCGUGGUGGUCUUUGAACUCUCCAUGAAGAUGAGGUGGCUGGGCUUCCAAACCUUUAUCAGGCACAAAAGGACUAUGGUGAAGACGUGCGUGCUGUUUGUGCAGUUCAUAGAGGCCAUCGUGGUGUUGGUGCGCCAAACCUCGCACGUCCGGAUCACCAGAGCUCUGCGCUGUAUCUUCCUGGUCGACUGCCGGUACUGCGGUGCCGUCCGGAGAAAUCUGCGACAGAUCUUCCAGUCUCUCCCACCAUUUAUUGACAUUCUUCUCCUCCUGCUUUUCUUCAUGGUGAUCUUUGCCAUCCUGGGUUUUUACUUGUUUUCUCCUAACCACUCCGAUCCGUACUUCAAUACCCUAGAGAACAGCCUGGUGAAUCUCUUUGUGCUUUUGACCACUUCAAAUUUUCCCGAUGUGAUGAUGCCAUCUUAUGCCCGGAACCCCUGGUCCUGUGUCUUCUUCAUAGUGUAUCUCUCCAUCGAGCUGUACUUCAUCAUGAACUUGCUUCUUGCUGUGGUGUUCGACACUUUCAAUGACAUCGAGAAGAGGAAGUUUAAGUCCUUGCUGCUGCACAAGCGCACGGCCAUCCAGCACGCGUACCGCUUGCUGAUCACCAAACAGAGGCCGUCUGGAAUUUCCUUCAAGCACUUCGAAGGGCUGUUGCGGUUUUACAAGCCUCGGAUGUGCGCCAGAGAGCGAUAUCUCACUUUCAAAGCACUGAAUCAAAGCCAUACUCCUUUGCUCAGUCUAAAGGAUUUUUACAAUUUCUAUGAAGUUGUUGGCUUAAAAUGGAAGGCAAAACGGAAUCGCGAGCACUGGUUUGACGACCUCCCACGGACAGCAUUCCUUAUUUUUAAAGGCAUCAACAUCCUGGUGAAGUCCCGCGUGUUCCAGUACACCAUGUAUACUGUGGUUGCUGUGAAUGGAAUUUGGAUUCUUGUUGAAACCUUCAUGCUGCAAGGAGGGAAUUUCUUCUCCAGAAAUGUCCCGUGGAGCUACAUAGUCUUCCUCACAAUCUACGGCGUGGAGCUCCUCCUGAAGACCACUGGACUGGGGCCUGUCGAGUACCUGUCCUCGGGCUGGAAUCUCUUUGACUUUGCAGUCACCCUGUUUGCAUUCUUGGGGCUCAUGGCACUGGCGUUUAACAUGGAGCCGUUCUACUUCAUCGUGGUCUUGCGACCCCUCCAGCUGCUGAGGCUAUUUAAGUUGAAGAAACGCUACAGAAAUGUCCUGGACACGAUGUUUGAGUUGUUCCCCCGGAUGGCCAGCCUGGGUUUAACCCUGCUGAUCUUCUACUAUUGCUUUGCCAUUGUUGGCAUGGAGUUCUUUGCUGGCGUGGUCUACCCGAACUGCUGCAACACAAGCACAGUUGCAGAUUCCUACCACUGGGUGAAUCACACGGUUGGCAACAAGACAGUUGUGGAAGAAGGUUAUUACUAUCUCAACAACUUUGACAACAUUUUGAACAGCUUUGUCACGCUGUUUGAGCUGACAGUCGUCAACGACUGGUACAUCAUCAUGGAAGGGGUGACAUCCCAAACCACUCACUGGAGCCGUCUUUACUUCAUGAUCUUCUAUAUUGUGACCAUGGUGGUGAUGACGAUCAUCGUGGCUUUUAUUCUGGAUGCAUUUGUCUUCCGCAUGAACUACACUCGGAAGAACCAAGAUUCAGAAGAAGACAAUGGCAUUGUGCUGGAGAAGGAGAUCUUCAAGGAGGAAGUGGUUGGCAUAAUCGAGCUGUACAAACGGAGUUCAGCUGCCACCGAAACCGCUGAGCUGCAGAAGAUUGUUUUGCAGAUGGACAAAUAUGGGCAAAUGUCAACGCUGUUUCUGGGACGCAGAUCAAGGACCAAGAGUGACCUGAGUAUGAAGAUGUAUGAAGAGGAGAUCCAGGAAUGGUAUGAGGAGCAUUCCAGAAAAGAAGAAUCUCAGACACCGUUGCAAGAGCCUGCAUCUGCUUCCACCAGCUCUCUGAAGCCCCUGAGCCUCCGGCAGCGCUCCCAGACUGUCAUUUAGGCCUAGCUCGUGCAAGCCGCCUUCUAUGCAAUAACCUAGAGUAUUACUUCACAGCGUAUAUAUUGGGAUGAUGUAUAUAGAUCUGUUCAGUGUACUGUUCAGCUUUAGGGUUUAAAUCUUUUCCCCUAGCGAGUGGAUUACUGAAUAAAAAACAGAGGCCCGGGGGACUCUGUGUAAGGCUGCUACACCCAGAUGGAGCGUGAUGCUCAGCACAGAGCGAACAUCUCGGACAGAACAGAGACCUUCUCCCUCCGAGCCGCUUCCCAGGCCCAAGCCUGCUGUUUCAUAGCAGUAACAGACCCAGCGGAAAGGGAUGUGUAAUCCAUUAACAGCAGGAAACGCGCUGAAGCCACCUGCUUAAUAGUAAAACUGUUGCCCUUUUGGAAGAUCUCUUUUGCUUAAAGGGUACCAUUAGCCUAGGAAUAAAGGAUCAGGGAGUAAGUUGUUGUUUUUUUUCCACCCUCCUUAUGCAAAGAAACAGGAGGUGGUGUGAACUUUCAGCACUUUUGGAAGAGCAGUCUGCCUUUCCCCUCCUUUUUGGCACAGCUAGAUGCUCUCCCUGUAGCAGAUCCAGCUCCAAUUAUUGAAUUUAGCCAUCUCAUUAUUGAAUUUAGCAGUGUGAGGGCCAGCAGCUGAUCGUGUUACCACCGUAAGUGGGACAGGAGUUGGGGGAGAUGAACGGUGUGUCUCUGCUGUGACUGUUCAAGUGCUGCCCGGGGUGCUGCCUGGGAUUGGGGUCACCUCUGCAAACCCCAAAGCUCCUGUCUCUGGGCAGUGAGGGGGACAUUCCACAGGGUGAUGGUCGCUUUGACCUCUGUCACUCGGCCACCACCUCUGUAAAUGACAAAUCUCUAGCUGGUCUUUAGCUCAGAUAAAUGACUAGGAGGAAGAAAUUGAAUGUUUUGCAGCUCCAAAUCUGGCUUAUUUCUGCAUGGCUUUGGGUUAAGGAGAGCUUGUGGGCAUCAGUGCUGCUGGUUAGUCCUCAGCCAGGUCACUGCUGUGGUCACACAGCACAGCAGUGUUCCUCCCUUACUCUCACCCAUGCAGAAAUGUUCCUCAGGCCAGCAAACACUGACCGAGUAGGAUUUUAGGAAUGUUCACUAAAGAGCUUGACUGUUCCUUGAAUUUUGGAUGCAGAAGGAAUGUGGAAGAUGAUUUUUCUCUCCCAUCUGCUUUUCUGCAGCUGGCAAGGAGGCAGCCAGAGCUGGUAGGUGAGGGGUGGGAGGAAAGGGGGAAAGAGAUCCCUUCCUAGCUCUGCCACGUCUGUUAUGUGAUCACAGCAGGGUGUGUCAUCACUCGUGUUCCAUUGCCCGUAAACCGAUGAGAACCUGUCCCUGUAAGUCCCUUUUUUCCCCCCGUCAGCACAGAAAGUGCUGAGGGCUGGAAGUUCUCUGUCAGCUGGGAGGUUCCCGUCAACCUCUUGCUGUUGGAUCUUUUCUCAGGUUCAGAUGAAGAGCAGAGUUUGCUGGGGAGGCUUUUUCCUUCCCCCAGACAGAUCAGGCACUGGCAGAUCUGUGUGCCUCUUCCCUUUCUCCCAUACACCUGUUUUGUCCUUGGUAGCCACAUGGCACAAGGAGUGAUCCUGCACAGCAGCAUUUCCUGGGUCAAUGGGACUUUCAAAAGUCAGCAAGACAGAGCUGCUUCUGCAGCGUGGUGGGAGUAUUUGGGAUAUCGGAGAAGCGGGUGAGCAGCAUUGGGGCAGCACGCACCAACCUCUGCUCUCAACCCUUGCCAAGUUCCCUGGGGGCGCCUCAGGGCACCUCUUUGUUUCCUUGCUGGGUGCUGCAGGUAUGAAACUACUUCUGAGCUGGACCGUGAAGGACCUUAAAGGGCUGUUUUCCAAACCAUCAGUUCGACCACAAAUUAAUGAGCAGUGCAGUUGUGGCUCUUGCAUUUGCUCUGCAUGGAGUCGCAGCCUGGGAGAUUUACCCAGAUUAAUCCUGGGGCUGGAGUAGAUGUUGCUUAUUCUCUUUUUGAGUUGUGGGCAGGAUGAACGAGCAUUAUGAUUGUUAGGGAAUAAACAAAGCAGCUCUGGUUAAACUCAUUCCACUACAGCCUAUUGCAGGGCUGUCAGUGAUUGUUGGGGGGUGUUUUCUGGGUGUGAAAGGAGCUGCAGUUUAAGCUAUAUUGGGGGGGCACUAACCUGCUUAACAUGCAAUAACGGGGCUCUCGUGUCACAGGGAUGCUCAACAGGGGUUGGGGGCUCAGGUGCUGUUUCCCUGGUUUUGUGCUGAGGUGUUGAUCUCCCCUGCGUACAUAACGUAUUAAUUAUUUUUGUAAACCAAGGAGGGUUGCAGAAGUUUUCUUCUUCCACGUGACUUUGGGAAGACACAAAGUUUGAGUACGGGGCAUCCCCUUCUAUUUAUCCUCCUCUCCCCGACCUGACACACAGACUAAUGACAGAGACAAUCAUUUUGUAGGGAGCAAGGGAGGAAGCACUGCAGGAUUUUGUAUGCUGGUGUUUUGUUUAUAAAACGAUUUUAUGGACAUGUCUGUAAAAAAUGUUCUCUAGUUUUUUUUCACGCACACUAAUAAAAAGCAUCCUCGGCUUUGUAAAGGCA
Messenger RNA from Columba livia (rock pigeon), 5963 nucleotides. RefSeq names its product two pore segment channel 1 (gene TPCN1). Gene Ontology annotation, cellular component: lysosomal membrane; endosome membrane. Lineage: Eukaryota; Metazoa; Chordata; Aves; Columbiformes; Columbidae. Gene Ontology annotation, biological process: monoatomic ion transport; transmembrane transport. Gene Ontology annotation, molecular function: voltage-gated channel activity; monoatomic ion channel activity. The coding region runs from base 949 to 3402 and encodes 817 amino acids. The transcript has 28 exons. The record is from RefSeq and is a predicted model, not a curated record.